This is a messenger RNA of Felis catus (domestic cat), 9818 nucleotides long. RefSeq names its product ADAM metallopeptidase domain 23 (gene ADAM23). The record is from RefSeq and is a predicted model, not a curated record. The transcript is spliced from 25 exons. Gene Ontology annotation, cellular component: presynaptic membrane. Gene Ontology annotation, biological process: proteolysis. Bases 192 to 2564 code for a protein of 790 amino acids. Gene Ontology annotation, molecular function: metalloendopeptidase activity. NCBI's taxonomy places the organism in Eukaryota, Metazoa, Chordata, Mammalia, Carnivora, Felidae.
GGAGGGGCUGAGAGGCGAGCAGGGGAGGGGGCGCCGCCCAGCCCCUAGUCCCGAGCCCCGAGCCCCGGCCCCCUGCCCGCGGCGGCACCAUGCGCGCUGAGCCGGCGUGACCGGCUCCGCCCGCAGCCUCCCCGCAGCCCAGCCCGGCGCUCUCGCUGGCCACACCGAGCGGCGCCCGGGAGCUAUGAGCCAUGAAGCCGCCCGGCAGCAGCUCCCGGCGGCCGCCCCUGGCGGGCUACAGCCUUCCCCGAGCCUCCGGCGGCCCCCGCGGCGGCCCCGCCGGCCCGGCGCCUGCCCGCGCCCUGGCCCGCGCGCCGCCCUGCCGCCUGCUCCUCGUCCUUCUCCUGCUGCCUCCACUCGCCACCUCGUCCCGGCCCCGUGCCUGGGGGGCUGCUGCACCCAGCGCUCCGCAUUGGAAUGAAACUGCAGAAAAAAAUUUGGAAGUCCUGGCAGACGAAGACAACACAUCGCAACAGAAUAGCAGCAAUGAUACCAGUUACAGGAAUGCAAUGCAGAAAGAAAUCACACUGCCUUCAAGACUCAUAUAUUACAUCAACCAAGACUCGGAAAGCCCUUAUCAUGUUCUUGACACAAAGACGAGACACCAGCAAAAACAUAACAAGGCUGUCCAUCUGGCCCAGGCAAGCUUCCAGAUUGAAGCCUUUGGCUCCAAAUUCAUUCUUGACCUCACACUGAACAAUGGUUUGCUGUCUUCUGAUUAUGUGGAGAUCCACUAUGAAAAUGGGAAACCACAGUACUCUAAGGGUGGGGAGCACUGUUACUAUCACGGAAGCAUCCGAGGUGUCAAGGACUCCAGAGCAGCUCUCUCAACCUGCAACGGACUUCAUGGUAUGUUUGAAGAUAAUACCUUUGUAUAUAUGAUAGAACCACUGGAGCUGAUUCAUGAUGAAAAAAGCACAGGUCGACCACAUAUAAUCCAGAAAACCUUGGCAGGACAAUAUUCUAAGCAAAUGAAGAAUCUCAGUAUGGAAAGCAGUGACCAGUGGCCCUUUUUAUCCGAAUUGCAGUGGUUGAAAAGGAGAAGAAAGAGAGCAGUGAAUCCGUCUCGUGGUGUGUUUGAAGAAAUGAAAUAUUUGGAACUUAUGAUUGUUAAUGAUCACAAAACGUAUAAGAAGUAUCGCUCUUCUCACGCACACACCAAUAACUUUGCAAAGUCUGUGGUCAACCUUGUGGAUUCUAUUUACAAGGAGCAGCUUAAUACCAGGGUUGUCCUGGUGGCUGUAGAGACCUGGACUGAGAAGGAUCAUAUUGAGAUCACCACCAACCCUGUGCAGAUGCUCCAUGAGUUCUCCAAAUACCGGCAGCGCAUUAAACAGCAUGCUGAUGCUGUGCACCUUAUCUCGCGUGUGACAUUCCACUAUAAGAGAAGCAGUCUGAGUUACUUUGGAGGUGUCUGUUCUCGCACAAGGGGUGUUGGCGUGAAUGAGUAUGGUCUUCCAAUGGCAGUGGCACAAGUAUUAUCGCAGAGCCUGGCUCAAAACCUUGGAAUCCAAUGGGAACCUUCUAGCAGAAAGCCAAAAUGUGACUGCACAGAGUCCUGGGGUGGCUGCAUCAUGGAAGAAACAGGGGUGUCCCACUCCCGGAAGUUCUCAAAGUGCAGCAUUUUGGAAUAUAGAGACUUUUUACAGAGAGGGGGAGGAGCCUGUCUUUUCAACAGGCCGACAAAGCUAUUUGAGCCCACAGAAUGUGGAAAUGGAUAUGUGGAGGCUGGAGAAGAAUGUGACUGUGGUUUACAUGUGGAAUGCUAUGGAUUUUGCUGUAAGAAAUGCUCUCUCUCCAAUGGGGCUCACUGCAGCGACGGGCCCUGCUGUAACAAUACCUCAUGUCUUUUUCAGCCACGAGGGUAUGAGUGUCGGGAUGCUGUGAAUGGGUGUGAUAUUACUGAAUAUUGUACUGGAGACUCCGGCCAGUGCCCACCAAAUCUUCAUAAGCAAGACGGAUAUGCAUGCAAUCAGAAUCAGGGCCGCUGCUACAACGGGGAGUGCAAGACCCGAGACAACCAAUGUCAGCACAUCUGGGGGACGAAGGCUUCAGGGUCUGACAAGUUCUGUUACGAAAAGCUGAACACAGAAGGCACAGAGAAGGGAAACUGUGGGAAGGAUGGAGACCGAUGGAUCCAGUGCAGCAAACAUGAUGUGUUCUGUGGAUUUUUACUCUGUACCAACCUUACUCGAGCUCCACGCAUUGGUCAACUUCAGGGUGAGAUCAUCCCAACUUCCUUCUACCAUCAAGGCCGAGUGAUUGACUGCAGUGGUGCUCAUGUGAUUUUAGAUGAUGAUACAGAUGUGGGCUAUGUAGAAGAUGGAACGCCAUGUGGUCCAUCCAUGAUGUGUUUAGAUCGGAAGUGCCUACUGAUUCAGGCCCUAAAUAUGAGUAGCUGCCCACUUGAUUCCAAGGGUAAAGUCUGUUCAGGCCAUGGGGUGUGUAGUAAUGAAGCCACCUGCAUCUGCGAUUUCACCUGGGCAGGGACAGACUGCAGUAUCCGGGAUCCAGUUAGGAACCUUCACCCCCCCAAGGAUGAAGGACCCAAGGAAACUCUCUAAAAGUAAGAAAAAACCCCCAACUACUCAGUUUCAAAAGCGCAAUUUCACGCUAUCUGAAGCAUGACUUGUCUGUGGAAGAAUUCUACAUAUAAAGUAAGAAUGUCUUAAGAAAAGGAGAAAAUUUACAGUUUGUAUCUUAAUAUUAUAUACUUAUCCAAAAUUCUGCCUGUUAGCACAUGUGAGCCUAGGUAGCAGGGAAGCAACACUAAAAACAAUGAUAAUAAUAAACCAACAAACAUCAGAAUUUAAUAAAACAAAAAUGAGGACAUAUUGCUAGAAAAUAAUUUCCACAAACAAGUUAUAAUACAAAGGUAAGUAUGUUAAAGAAUUAGGAAACAAAGUCGCAUCCCUAAUAGGGGCAUUGCGUUAUUAGUUAUGAGUCUUUACAAGUUUCAUCUCCAGGUUUGGUGUAAUGCAAAGAAAGUGAGGUGUAUCAUCAUGUACCCAGCAUAGUUCCUGGGACAAAAAGCACAUCUAGUAGAUAAUGAAUGAACAAAUAGAUGCGUGAAUGAAUGAACAAUUACAGUUACAUCGUAAAUAAAUUAGUAUAGAGGUAAAAAGGAGAGCAUAGACCCCCAAAAGUCCAAGGGAGUUUUUUUUUUCAAUAAGAAGGUAAAUCCUUUGUAGCUCUGGGGAGCAGCUGAAACCUGUUUUCAAAUUUGUCCCCUAUAAAAACCUACCCACUUGUGAGCCAGGCAAUUCGUUCAUGUCAAUUUAAAAGCAGGUUGAGUCACUGCGCGCUGGAAGAAAUAACCCUGUUAAGUAUCGCGAUCAAGAGUCAAGUGUAUUUUACAUACCUUUGCAGUACACCAGAAUUAAAGGUAGCGGGCAAACAAGGAGGAGGGGGAAGACUUUUGAAAAAGCUUUUUUCCCCACUUAUUUUGUCUUGUUUUGGUGCUAGCAGUGGUUAUCAGUUGAGAAUUGGGAGAUAAUUAUUCUUGCUCAGCAGAGAUUAUAGACUGUAUCUGUUUCUCUGGAAUGCACAUUUGAAGUGUCUGUAGGGAUGCCUUGCUCCUCUGGUUGGUUUCUAACACCCACAUGAUGGAUUGCCUAAUUCUCUUUAUGCUACAGAGAGGAAUUAUAUCUGUAGCAAAUAAAAAGGCCUUUUUAAAUUGUUAUUCAUCAUUUAUGCAGUUAUAAUUUUUAAAAAUUAACACACAUUCAUUUACUACCACAUUUUACAGGUGUGUGUGUGUGUGUUUUUCCUGCAAUUUAGCAUAGGUAGCUUAUAUAAACAUUGAAGAGUUAAUAGGAGUUUCAGGUAUUUUGGCUCUGAGGGCCAAUGCCUAAAUCUUAAGCAAAAAAAAAAAACCCCAAAACCCCCCAAAAAACCCAAAUUGUAAUAUAAUAUGUCCUUGUUAAUUUAGUAUUCUGAAGGCAAUUAUUUUCUAAGAUCUUAAAAAAUGAGUAUUUAUAUUUAUAGUACCUUUCAUUCCAGCAUUUGCCUCCACAGUUUAGAAAUCUGAGAUAUGGUUUGGUUAUUUUGAAUUCUAAUGUACUGUCAUAUCUGGAAAACAUCACCACCACCUUGUAUGUUGGUCUUUUUUCCAUUCCCCUCAAUGCUCUCGGUAGACUUUCUGUUUUCUGUUGUGUUUCUGUUUUUUGUUUUUUGUUUUUUGUUUUUUUUUUUUGCUUUUUAUUAACAACUCAGGUUGUGCCUAGCUAAGGAUAAAAACUAGAAUCUCUCACUCUUAUGGUUUGCCCUGCGAUUAAGUGGAUGUCCCCCUACUCACCAGCGUUGGCGAUCAAGGUUCUCUCUCUUCUUUGGGAGAGUAGUUGGACCCAAAAGGUCAAUGAACACAAUACUAAGCCUUAAAAAACUGUGAGUUCAAAUCAUGGCUCUUUGUUUUCCUUCACCGUCUCACAGCACACAAUCUGUGCCAUGCAGCCUUGUCAAAGUUAAUCUCUCUUUUCAUUAGUAAAGUGAUUUGAAGCCAGCGCUUUUGAUCGCAUGAAGAUAGGAGAUAAAGUGUGUAUAUGUCCACACGCUUGCACGCGCGCACACACACAGACACAGUCAAUCUUAAAUAAUCUGCCUUCCUGCCCCAGCACUAAACUUCUUGGCUGUGUGGCAAGCAGCCUGGGCACCUCUGGGCAGUGAAGACCCUUUUUGCAACAUCUGAAAGCUCAGAGCUCAGCACGGAAGUGGUGAUGUGCAGGGGUGGAGUGUCUCCAGUCAGUAAUCUACCAUUGGGUGAUCUGAAGCAAUCAGUGCUUCCCAGCGACCCUGACUUUCUCUGAGUGCAUAGUUUAUGCCCUGCAAACUGUAAACAACAACAACAACAACAACAACAACAACAACUAAACACCCAAAGACUGUGCCAGAAACCCGAACAUUGCAGAGUUAUGUGCAAUACACUUUUCCAGGUGAAAAUGUACUUAAUUUUAAAGAUAGUCUUUUAAAUUUGUAGGAUUUUCAUAAAAAUGAACGUAAGUUCUAAAGUUUGAAAAGAUGCAGCUUCUUAGGUGUAUUUUACAGUUUGAGAAGUUUGUGAAGUAUGCUAACGGUCUGUUACUUUGGAAUUAAAAUCCAGACUUGCUGUUAUGCUGUUUAAAUGACAUUUUCAUUCCAACUCAUUCCUUGUAGGAACUGUAACUCAAAUUAGAUUAUUUAUAUGUUUAACAGUAUUUAUAAGAGAGGAUUUUUUAAGUAGGGUUUGUAGAGUUUGAAGUUAAAUUAGCCUCAACAUUAUUCUCCAGUAUUUUCAAUGUGUAUGUACACCUUCAUUUUAAAUUUUAAAGCAGAGGUGUCAGUAUUUAACUGACUUUCAAAGCAUUUCCUGACUAGAUUAUGUUGUGUGUUAGCGCAGUGUGUGAUUCGUUUCCUUUGUUAAAACCAUCUCCGUUUUCCCUCCACACAGUGCACAUGACCACAAGCAGGCUAAUAGGUGCUGUGGCAGGCACCAUUCUGGCCCUGGGGGUGAUUUUUGGAGGCACAGGGUGGGGAAUAGAGUAAGCAUCUUUGUGAGUCUCAGAGUGUUUCUGUUUGGUUCCCGGUGUGUGAACUGACUGCUGGUACCUAAUCCCCACCGCGUGUUGUCUCGUUGACGUGUUCCCCUUGCAAGUGCACCUUGUGGUGUUAUUUGGAUGUGUCUGUGUCGUGUGGUUUCCUCGUGCAGUGAAGAACCUUCUCCUGUCUGGAACAAUGUGGGGCAUAAAAUAAUAUUGGGGUGCUUAUGAUGUCUUCACAAUUGAGACGAUGGUCCAAAAGCUUCCAUUGUUCUUCUACUUACAAAAGUAAUUUUAAGAUACAGACCUUUUAUUGUCAUUAUUUUUUAUUGACAAAAAAUGCUUUUAUGUGAGUGUUUUAUUAGUAUUCUUGAAAUGAAUGCAAUCUUCACCGAAUAAAUCCAUGUUUACAGCUGGGAAUUAUUAAUAGUUGCAGCUUCUUUUGAAGAUAAUUUGAGUGAUAGUCACUAAUAUUCCCUCCAUGUAUUUAAAGUGAUAUGGGAAGCUUUGGCUUAACUUUUUAAAGAAGAUACUUAGUAUAUUGCCUUCAUUUUUAAAAUAUAAAAUAGAUUGAUAAUUCAAAUUAGAUGCUUCCAUAACUGUGUGGGACCAAAGAGUGUGAAGAAGAAAAAGAUAUUUAUCCAAACCGGCAAAACCUUAAGGGGAGUAGUUGCAGAUUAUCUGGUGGCUUUGUCUUAAAAAUAGCCAGUGCACAAAUAAAUUGUGUGUCCCUGGCCCGUGUUGAUCUUUCACAGAAAUACAGGUCUUCUGGUACCUCUAUUAAGGUUGCUGUGUACUUGAUCCAAGCCUCAGAAUAGCUGUCAGUUCUCCAUGGGAUAUUAUUUUCAUGAAGUUGCUGAUCUGUAGACUAAAAGGUUUUCGUGAUUCCCCCCUCUCUCUAAUUACAGGAAGAACAUUUACAAAUGACAGAAAUACCCUUUCCCAUGCUGUCUUUGUGUUCACGGGGAUGGGUGACACUUCACAGUGGCCCCAGAUGAAUUACUGGUAUCUUAAGGAACCACCAGAUAGCCUCUACUCAACCUGUCCAAACCAUGGGCACGUUGAUCAUGUAACACGCAUUCCUCCUUAGUCCCAGUGAUUGUGGCCCACAGAUGCCCUUCCAUACCAGUACUGGGAGACCCAGACACCGAAAUAGUACAAGGAAAGCAGGCCUGUAGUUCCCACUCUGUGUGGAAGAUUACCCGAACCUUCUCUCCCCUGGUUUGAAGGACUUUGACUAGAUUUACAACUGCCAACUCACCUCCCAUGGGUACAGACUGUGAACUAGUUAACCCAGGGCAGCUAGAAAGACUGGAAAAGAUAUUUUGUUUCUCUUUACCUAUUAGAAUAUAAAGUUUUAGAGCAGAGGUAACAUUCAGAGAAAACAAAAACUUUGCCUUGUAAAAUUUCACCUUAGGUCUGCUGACUGGAUUACCUAUAGAAGUAACAUUCCUUUUCCAGGGGAAAUUCUAUACAUACAUUUAUGUGAAAUUCCUCCUUGAAGAAAGGUAGUUUUUGAAAAAAUCAUCCCAAGUGUGGUUUUAGAUUAUUUAUUGACCAUAAUUGUGAUGUGCUGCAAAGUACCAACUAAGGGAUGAAUUUUAAUAACUUUCCCUUUGAGUCUUAGAGCUAGGCAACCCCCAAGGCAUUUGUUGUAAAGCAUAGUCCUUGUGACCAGUGUCUGUUUUCAUCAUCCCUUCCAGUCUUGUUGGUUUGUGGCUAUUUCUGGUUGUGACAGGUAAGUCUGUAUAAGUGUGUUAUUUUUUCUAAAAAUAGAUUUGUUAUUUAUCAUUCUUGGCUUAUGCACUAUUUUUUGUUUAUUAGUUUACUGAUUGUUUUCCUUCAAAUUCUAAAUUUUGUCAUAAUUGCUAAAUCAUACAGUUUUUUAAAAAAAACCCAUGAUAGUACAGUAUACAUUGUUUUAACACCUCCUGGCUUAGCUAGUAGUGUAAUGUUCAUUUAGUCACUAAGGAUUCCGUGAAUAGAAGGUUUGGAAGUUUUUUGUUUGUUUGGGUUUUUGGGACCAGGGGGCAGGGGGUUAUUUCUACACCUUAGUUUAUAAUUGUAAAUCAGGACUCAUUUGUCAUGAAGUAUCUAUUGAUUCUAAUCCCAACCUGUCUUCUGAGCUAGUAAAGUACAAAUCAUGCCUAAAGCCUAAGGUACAUGGAAAUAUAAAUAUUUUCUAAAUGUUUAUUUCAAAAUAUGUUUCCUUGUUAAAAUGUGGGGAGGAAAUACAUAUAAGUGGACUGUUUCAUUAGAGCAGGGGUUAGCAAACUUUCUGUAAAGGGCCAGAAGGUAAAUAGUUUUGACUUUGCAGGCCACAGGAUGUUUGUCACAGCCUUGUGACUCUGCUGUCUUAGCAUGAAAGAAACUGUAAACCACAUGAAAAUGAAUUAGCGUGGCUGUGUUCCAACAAAAUUUCUUUGCAAACCAGUAAGUGGAGCCAGAUUUGGCCAGUGGGUUAUAUAGUUUGCUGACCCAUGAUUUAUAGCAUAAGCUUUCGAGUCAGACACAUCUGUGUUCAAAUCUUGCCUCUGUCACUACAUUCUAGAAGUCACUGUUUCUUCAUCUAAUAAACAGGGAUAGUCAUAAUUCUUACCCCGUAUGGUUUUUGUGAGGAUCCAGUGAGAUGUUUUGUCACAUGGUUAGACCCUCACCUGGUACACAGUGAGUGCUCAGUGUAGAGUAACUAACCUGCUUUGAUUGCUGUCACAUUACUCUUUAUUCUUAUUUGUGCAUUUCGGAAGGCCACUGAGAUUUGGGUUCUGUAGAACCUCAGUGGUUAGUCCUGAGAAUGAGUCACGAGCCCAUGCGCCCGAAGAGACCGCAUCCCCGAGACCCCCGCUGCAGCUGUCUCCCACCUUUCCACUCACCCUCACAAACCCUGAGUGGUCUCUGAGUAAAAACAUACAACACACACGAUUUUAGUGCUGCUAAAAGUGGCAUCCGUUUGUGUGCACAGUUGAGGGCACUGAUGUGAGCAGAAAAGAGAAUUUUUUUUAUGCAGAAAUGAACAUAUACACAAAGUCAAGGAUUUCAGGGGAAAUAGCAAAAUUGGCCUUAUGACUUCUGAAACGGGAUAUUCAGUUACGAUCGGAAGUAUUUUGUUGUUGGGGGCACUCUACCUGUUAGCAUCCGGAAGGAUGUGAGGUGCAGAAUAAUUCCUGUGCUAGUUAAUGUUGCUUACAUUUAAAAAUCGUGAGCUAAGGCAUUUUCCCCUGUGAGUGGAAAGGAUGUGCUGUCAUAUGCGUUAAGUCUUUCUUACUCGAUGGAAACCCCACUUUGUAUUUUCUUUCUUGCUGUCCUUUCUACUCCCUUUUUAAACUCUAUCUCCAGGCCUCGAAUUUCAAAUGGGAACUUGAAAGAUAGUCUCAGUUGAGCCGGCAGAAUCUUUUUUCCAUUUCUACAGAAUUACCCGGAUGAGUUUUCCGCUUCCUCCCUAUCUUGCCUUUGGAACCGCAAGUUGUUGUUUAAACACUGUAUGGAUCCUUACAGUGAAGAAAUGCCCCUCUGAGCACAAGGCUUUUAAGUCAGAUCUUUAUUAGUAACCUCCUUCUGACUUUUUUUUUUUAACGUUUAUUUAUUUUUGAGAGAGAGACAAAGUCAGAGACUUUGGAGGAGGGGCAGAGAGGGAGGGAGACAGAAUCUGAAGCAGGCUCCAGGCUCGGAGCUGUCAGCACAGAGCCCCACACGGGGCUCGAACUCAGGAACGGCGACGUAGUGAACCGCGAGGUCAGGACCUGAGCGGAAGUCAGACACUUGACCAACUAAGUCACCCAGGCCUCACCUCCUUCUGACUUCGAAAUGUUAAUUGUUUCCAAGUGGGGGCUAAAAAAACAAACCGUAGCCUUCCGACAACUUUGGGUGCUGCUUGAAAGAGCACUUUACUAGAAUAUUUUCCCUUCUUUUCCUGCCAUGAUUUGCCAGUAAGAUUGAGCUAAUUCUAAUGCAUCCAUGUUCUUUAUGUGCUCUUUUGCUUGCUUGAUUCAUGAUACUGGGAAAGAGGAGGAGAAGAAAGACUGGGGACGCUGGCAGUUGGGGCACAUUUGCUUCAAAUUCUGUGGAAGGUGAAUGGAACGGAACUUAACCGUCAGCGGUGCAGAAGCUUUAGAUUCAGAGGCAUUCGCGUCCAAGCAGUAGCUCUCCCUCGCAUCAGAAGUGCGAUUACACUAAGUCAAUCAAGGCGAUUUAAGCGUUUAGCAAUUUUUUAUGCAGGGUAUUUACUUCCGAAAAACCGCGUAACUGCCUUUCCCUUGUGGUGACGACAGUAGAUGGCUCAUAUGACUUUCUUCCCAUGAUCCUUUG